CAGCCGUAGCUGUAACAACAGCUAUCUGGCUGUACCGGGAUGGGAGGCAAGUGAAGUGGUUAUGUUUUUCUUGUGCGUGUUUAAUCUGUCAUGGCACUUUGUGGGAAGUGUCACAAAAACCAGUUGACUGUUGGACAUCAACUACACAGUAUAGUGACUGCAUUACAGUGGAAUUACAGGGUCUUACUGGUGGUACUUCUGAGUGUUGUAGUCAUGAUCCGUGGAGCAUCAGGAAGUCAUCGGUCUGGGAGACCAUCAUUUCCUCCUUAUGCACAUCAUGAGGCAGUUACCUCCCUUGCUGCCAGCCAGAAUAGAUUUACAUGUGAUCUGUACACAAAACUUGCUGAGAAGAAGUCAGGCAACCUCUUUUACUCACCCUUCAGUAUUAUGACAGCUUUAGGAAUGACAUAUGCUGGAGCAGGAGGAAAUACUGAACAAGAAAUGCGCUCUGUUAUGCACCUGAGUGAUGACAAAGAAGUUGUUCAUGAUGCAUUUAUGGAUGUUGUGUCUGAUAUGAAGACUGAUGCUGGAGAUUAUGAACUUCGCACAUCAAACAUGGCCUAUGUGUCAAACCAUCUGCCAUUACUGAGCCAGUAUGAUAAAAUCCUGAAAGAAAAGUAUCAAAGCACUGCUAAAACUGUUGACUUUGGUGCAAGUGAGGAAGUGAGGCAGGAGAUAAAUGCAGCAGUUGAGAAAGAGACCAACUCCCGCAUAAAGGACCUCAUUCCCUCAGGUGCUCUAAAUUCCUUGACAAGGAUGGUGCUUGUGAAUGCUGUUUAUUUCAAGGGGUUAUGGGCUAAGCAGUUUGAUGAAGCAGAUACUUAUGACCGAGAGUUCUGGACCUCAAACACUGAGAAUGUCAAGGUGCCCAUGAUGUACAAGAAAUCUAAGUUUCGCAUCUUCUUUGAUAAAGAUCUUGGAGCCACCGUCUUGGCAAUGGACUACCAGGGUUCCAGAUUGAGCAUGGUGUUUGUGUUACCUGAUAAACGAGAUGGUUUAGCAGAAGUUGAAAGCAAAUUAGCCACAACAGAUCUGAGUGAACUUCACAGGAAGUUGCAUGAAGAUGAAGUUGAGGUCUCCCUUCCUAGAUUCAAGUUAGAAGAAACACUUGAUCUGGUUGACACUCUGAGUGAGAUGGGAAUGAAGGAUCUUUUUGAUGAACGGUCAGCUGACCUGUCUGGGAUCUCAGGCAAAAAGAACCUGUUUGUCUCCAAAGUGAUUCAUAAAGCUUCCCUGGAAGUAAAUGAAAAAGGCAGUGAAGCUUCUGCAGCAACAGGUGUCGUGGCGCAAGUAAGAAUGCUUAUACGUCCCAUUCCUCCUUUUAUUGCUGACCAUCCAUAUAUGUUCUUCAUCUAUGAUCAACGUUCUGGUUUGGUGCUUUUUGUUGGUAGACUUGUUAAACUGUAAUAUGAUUCUAUCUAUAUACUGAUGUUAGAUCAGUGUAAUCAAAAUUUUAUGAAGGCUUAAUUUAUUCAAGUUUAGAUUCCAUCAUUAUACUGUAUUUAGGGAUCUGGGAUAUAUUUUACCAAGCAUUAUUUCUGGUUUGGUAUCCUGAAGGAAAACAAGAUAUGAUUUAAGAGGCAGUGAAUUUUGAAAAUUAUAAGCUAAAUUCAUAUGAAAAAUAAUUUUCAAAUAUAAUGUAAAUGAUAAUAUUGAAAAUAAUAGAAUAAUAGGACAAUAUGACAUUGUAUAACUUCUGCCUUCCUCAUGCUGAUUGGAUAAUAUUUCAGUUUUCCUCAGCUGAAUGGCAAUUGUAAAUAAUCACCAAAAAGAAAUAAAAAUUGCAGUAGCCUUAAUGUGAGCCAAUAUAAUCAUACAUAUUUUGGUUCUUAAAGUAGUAAAAAUGUCAAAUCAGCCAUUUUUGACAGCAUAUUGUUUUGUACUGCAUUCAAGAAAGUUAACAGGAUGAAUUUUCAUGUUGCUGAGACUGUCUCAGUCAAUGAAAUUAUUAGAGUAAUAGCACAUUCAACAUUUUUUGUACACUCAAGCAAGCAGCUUAAUUCUUCUUUCAGGUGAGAUUCCUGAUCAUAAAGCUAAGUCAAGAGAGAUAAUUGUUUGGUUACCUCCGGUAGACUAGAGUAAACAUAAUGUGAAGUGAUACGGUCAUUAUUAAAAAAUCUUUUUCGGCAGUCAAGAGAUAUUUUUUUGUUUAUAUAUAUAUAUAUAUAUAUAUAUAUAUAUAUAUAUAUAUAUAUAUAUAUAUAUAUAUAUAUAUAUAUAUAUAUAUAUAUAUAUAUAUAUAUAUAUAUUAAGGCAUCCUCCUUGGACGCUUACCUAAAUAGUCAUCUUCAGUUGUUAGACCUGAUGUAUCGAAUUAUGUGAUUAGCUGUACCACUCUCAUUAAAAUCUGGUGUUUGAAUUAAUUGUUUAGUAAUUUUUUGUUACUUUAGGUAUGGCAGGUGGCAUGACCACCUCAUCUCAGUCAAGGUCAGUAUUAUUAUUAUUUAUUUAUUUAUUUAUUUAUUUAUUUAUUUAUUUAUUUAUUUAUUUAUUUAUUCUUAUUAUUUUUUUUUUUAAUGAAAUGUAUCUUAUUUAAUAUUAAUAUCUUAAGCAGCUUGAGGUGUGAUGGUCUGCAGUCUGCAGUAAAUGAUGCCUCAAUGUAUCUUGUAUAAUGUUAAUUCAGCAGUUUGAGGCAUGAUGAUCUGAAGCCUGCAGUACAUGAUGUCCCAGUACUGGGCAAGUUUUAGUGUAGCUGAUCUAGCCCUUGUAGUAGAUAAUGUAACUAAGUUUUAUUCAGUGAAUAUAUAAGAAUUGGUCACUUCUGAAAAGUGAAAAAUCUGCAAUUGCAAAAUAUGAUUUUGUUUGUGGAUCUACAUUUGCAAUGAAUGAUAUGCAAAUUUGUGAUUGCAUUUGUGGAAACUAAAAGCUACAUGCAAACUUUUAUUUAUAUUUAUUUAUUUAUUUUAUUUAUAUUAUUCCAUCUAUUAGUAUAGAUGGUCCAGUACUGAUUAUAUAUAUAUAUAUAUACUAUUGACAUUUUCCUUAAAAAGUGUAGUCAAGGCAAGAUAUCUACAUAAUUAAUGCCUUAUCUCAUUUUAGGAAUAAAAAGAUAAAGAGCAGGAUAAUUCUCAGCCCUAGCUCCAUCUCAUCAAGUUAUCUUUAAGAAAGAAAGGCACUGGGAAUAUGAUGGCAGUAUUCUACAAAGGCCACUGUAGAGUGUGUAGCUAGGCUGUUUCCCAAUAGUAUAUUAUUAUUAUGAUGGCAUUUCAUUUUGGCAUAACAUUUUGCUAUAAAUCACUAGUAUAUCAUGUACCCCACUUAACAAAUUGCCUACUUUUAGUUAAAACAACUUAAUUAAGAUUUAACUGAAAUGGAUGAGUAACUAGACCAGAGGUUUUCAAACUUUAUUGCUUAGUGGCUCAUUAAUGAUACAUCAGGGACUUCGAUGGCACACCAACUCUAUAGUUAGUGUAGUGUAUACCUAUCCAUGAAAAUUUUGAGGUGCACUUGGAGAAUGCUCACAGCACACUUCUGUGCUGUGGUGCACAGUUUGAGAAUCACUGAACUAGACCAUUGAUUAUGAAUACAUCUUCCUAAACUUAACAUAAUGCUCAAGUGGUAUUCACAACAAGAUAAAAUCAAUGAUAGUGGGAUUUGUAUUUUCACAUUUGAUGAAAUGAAGUUUAUUUGGAGUGCCCAGCCCUGCUGUAAACACUAUGUGAUCAAUAUUAGUUAAAUUCUUUCAUACACCUUUUCAUACACCAAAAGUUUAACAAGUUUCUGUUUCCUCUGUGACAUCCCACUGGGGCUCAAUGAGGGGCCUCAUAGAAUUGCCUGACCAUGUGACAAAACAUUUUAUUGUGUAAUCGCUUUCACCCACAAAUAUUACUUUUCCUAACAGUAUUAUACAUGCAUUGUUGGCUUUGUUGGAGAUUAUUCUACCUUAUGAAAGAAAAACAAGAAAUGCAAAUAUAUAGCAAACUUGACCCACUAAAAAGAAAAGAUAAAGAGAAACAAUAAAUACUUGCAUUUGCCACAUCAUAGGUAUAAUCUUUUGUAGUCAAUUGUUAUGCUUUAUAUACCAGCAAAGUGAAUUUUUAUGCAACCAUUGCAUUGCAACCUUAAAGAUUUUCAUAUGACCUGUAGUUCUUGAGAGAAUAGAGAACUGAAACACAUGUUGGAAGAAGAGACACCAUAUAUGGAGCUCACAAGCUGCCAGCUAAAAGGACACUUGUUCAUGGGCAUUGAUCAUUUAAAAUCCACAUAUAUGGGAGAGUUACCAGUUAGCUCAUUUGAUAAUCUAACUUGGAUCUUUGAUGGAGCAAAGUUUGACAAUUCUUAUAGCAACUGUGUUUCUAGCAAUUUUUAUUAUUAUUAUUAUUAUUAUUAUUAUUAUUAUUAUUAUUAUUUAUUUAUUUAUUUAUUUAUUCAUUUAUUUAUUUAAUUAUUAUUUUUUAAUGUAAUUUCCAUUAAAAAGCUCAAAUUGUAGACAAUUCUGUUUUGACGCAAAUUGGAUCAGGGUACAUGAAAUUGUUAAUAUGAAACCAACUCCAAGAGGGCCUUUUCCAGAGGACUAACUUUGUUUGGUACAUAAGGGAAACAUGUCAGUAGUCAAUAAAGUUAUAUCUGUAACCAUUAAAAACUGUUUUUAAUUAUUUACUCAUUAUAUACAUGUUUCUUUGUUGGGUAUAAGGUUAUAAUCUAUUCAUCAUCUAAUUUGAAGUUGUAUAGUUUUCAAUACUGCACUAACUAUCCUUUUGGUAACUAUGUUUCUUUUUUUUCCAAGUUUUUCUUAUCUUCUUAUCUCACAACACUCACAUUAUUCAUCUCUAUUUGUUUAUGUUUAGAGUACCUUUGUUUAUAUUUUUGUUGAUUUACAUAGUGAUCUUACCUUGAUAGGAAUCAUCGUUUAGGACAGCAGUCACCAAAUUCUGUUGGAUCAGCUUAGCAUCCUACAUCUCUUUUAACUUCAGUAUUAUUUUUACAAUUGAUUGUUUCAUUCCUGAUGGUGUCCACACUAGGCAUAUGUAAUCCCAGGAGAGCUGGAGACAUGUGUCAACAACUUUCACUUAUGAGCAGAUUGAAUAAUUACAAGUUUAAAUUAUAGGCAGAACUCAAUACAUAACUUUCACUUAUGAGCAGAUUGAAUAAUUACAAGUUUAAAUUAUAGGCAGAACUCAAUAAGUUGUGGUCUCUGAUUUGGCCCAACAGUUUGUCAUUUGUGAUUUUCAAUAAUUUACGAACAUGCCUAUCUGUAAUUCACUUUUACAUGCAUUAUCUGUCGACAUUAUAACCUUAAGGCAGCCAUUGUAUUUAUUAAAUAUCUCAGAGACAAGUAAAUCAACUUAAGCAAUUAUGUUAUAGCACAGAAAAGAUAUCAAAAGCACUGUAAUAUGGAGCUUAAUGCUUCAAGAGUCAAAUAUCAGUCAAACUGGAGAUGAUACAGAUAGCUUUGAUAACAAUUGGAAAAAUUAUGUAGAAAGUUGGAGUGUAUGGUGAGUGGCAGGAAUGAAUUGAAGGAAACAAGGGGCAGGUGCUGUGUUAUGUUAGUACAAGGUGAACAGAGUCCUGCUUUUUGAAUAUCUGUCCUGCUUAUAGUGAAAUAUUCUGCUUUUUCGAUACUUAUCUUGCUUUUUCAUGAUCUUCCCACUUCAAAUGAAAAACAGGUACCUUAUUAAAGUUUAUUAUUUCACUAGCUGUUUAUUAACUUCAUGGUGUACCUUUCCCAUAUCCUCAUGUCAUUAUAAUACAGGUUUCAUAUGUGCCACACUGAGUCAUCAUCCACUACUGCCAGUGUGGUAUUUAAUUUAGGGUAUGCAGACCUAUGAUAACACUAAGCACCCUAAAAGUACACAGGCUUGAGACUAUUUUGGAUACUUAGCCAAGUUGUCUGCAGCAUGGGUAGAAAGUAGGCUGAGGUGAAGUGAUGAGUUGCUGUGCUGGAGAUCAUGCAUAUAAUUGAAGAAUCCUUGAGUGUAACUGACUGGAUCUUGCAUCAUGGUAGCACAGGCUACUCAGGGAGAGCAUUUUACUUAAAACCUCUGAGCAGACAUAAAAAAUGGGCAGGGACAAAUUGACUUACUGGUAUCUUAAGUACAUCUCUUCUCAUGUGUCUCUCCUUUUCUCUCUCUCUCUCUCUCUCUCUCUCUCUCUCUCUCUCUCUCUCUCUCUCUCUCUCUCUCUCUCUCUCUCUCUCUCUCUCUCUCUCUCU
Scylla paramamosain (green mud crab) is the source of this 6151-nucleotide messenger RNA. RefSeq names its product leukocyte elastase inhibitor-like. The transcript has 8 exons. Bases 91 to 1407 code for a protein of 438 amino acids. The record is from RefSeq and is a predicted model, not a curated record. NCBI's taxonomy places the organism in Eukaryota, Metazoa, Arthropoda, Malacostraca, Decapoda, Portunidae. Gene Ontology annotation, molecular function: serine-type endopeptidase inhibitor activity.